Molecule: messenger RNA, 1298 nt
Organism: Neopelma chrysocephalum (saffron-crested tyrant-manakin)
Lineage: Eukaryota; Metazoa; Chordata; Aves; Passeriformes; Pipridae
Product: histamine H3 receptor-like
Exons: 3
Coding region: 60-1259 (399 amino acids)
Biological process (GO): adenylate cyclase-activating adrenergic receptor signaling pathway
Cellular component (GO): membrane
Molecular function (GO): histamine receptor activity
Source: RefSeq, a predicted model, not a curated record
UUGGAUAACUCUGCCAGAUACAGCUUUCUUCCCAGGCUGAACUGACCAGGAUACACAACAUGCACAACAGCACUGCCGGAACUCUGCAUGUGGCUGCAGCGUGUAAUGAGACUUGGCCCACCCAGUCACCGAGCUCUGAGUUUUCACUGGGCGUGUUGGUGCUGCUGACUUUCCUCAUGGUGUUGCUAUGUCUGGUCACCAUCCUUGGAAACAUCCUGGUGAUCCUUGCUUUCAUCCUGGACAGAAAUCUCAGGCAUCGGAGUAACUAUUUCUUUCUCAAUCUUGCUGUUUCUGACUUUGCAGUGGGUGUGUUCUGCAUACCUCUCUACAUCCCUUACAGCCUGACGGGAAAAUGGCACUUGGGAAGAGGCAUCUGCAAGCUCUGGCUAGUUAUGGAUUAUCUCCUAUGCACAGCUUCAGUAUUUAACAUUGUUCUUAUCAGCUAUGACCGUUUCCUGUCAGUUACUCGAGCUGUAUCUUACAGAGCCCAGCAGGGAAUAACCUCCAACCCUGCCAUCAAGAUGGUGGCCAUAUGGGUCUUAGCCUUUCUCCUCUAUUGCCCAGCAAUCCUCUUUUGGGAGCGUGUGGCCGGACACAGUGCAGUAGCGGCAGAUCAGUGCUACGCUGAGUUCUACAACAACUGGUACUUCCUCCUGUGUGCAUCCACCCUGGAGUUCUUUGUGCCACUGCUCCUGGUGAUCUACUUCAAUAUGCACAUCUUCCACAGCAUCCAGAGGCGCCAGCGGCAAGGCAGUGUGCAGGACUGUGAGCCUCCAAGGAGCAGCAGCCUGUCCUGGAGAUUUUGCCCUUUACCAAGGUCAGGGGCAUCUUCUCCUUCCUCGGAAGCAGAGGACAGUGUUUCUUCUUCCAUGAGACCAAAGAAAGAGUUUUUGGUAACUGACUGUUCAUCUCCAUCCAGAGGGAAUUCUGUUACUCCAGAAAAUGAAUUUUCUGUUUCCCUCUGUUCAAAGACUAGGUCAAAACUGGAGCAAGACAAGAAAAUCGCGAAGUCACUUGCCAUAAUUGUCUGUGUGUUUGCCAUUUGCUGGGCCCCGUACUCUAUAUUAAUGAUUAUUCGUGGGGCCUGCCAGGGAACUUGUGUCCAUAACUCCUUGUAUGAAGCAACUUUUUGGCUUUUAUGGAUCAAUUCCUCUCUGAAUCCAUUUCUUUACCCUCUAUGUCAUGUUAAAUUUCGAAUGGCUUUUCUGAAAAUAUUGUGUCCCAAAAAGUUUGCCACAUUGAGAUCAGGAUCUUUUUAGAAGGAAAAAAGAAAAAGAAGAGCUGGAUGAGGAACGUAA